UAAAGUACCCGCUAGAGAGCUCUCAGUGAUGUGGCUGCAAACAGUUCUACUAUUGCUUGCAUCACAAGCUCAUGGCGUUGAGGACUGCGACUAUGGAGUAUAUGGCGAGAACUGCGACAGGCCCUGCCCCUCCAACUGUGCAACUGCCCAACAGAAAAACCUCACACACUGCAAUCAGUACACUGGGGAAUGUUCUGAGGGAUGUGUUCGUGGUUACCAUGGCGACCAGUGUAAUAUAUCCUGCAGCAGAGGCUGUUUAAACGAAACCUGCAAUAUUGGAGAUGGACAUUGUACGUUAGGUUGCCAUGGGAACUACAAAGGGGAGUUCUGCAAUGUGACAUUAGAAACAGUGGUGACGACACAUACAACGUUACCAACAACAGAGGCGUCUCCCGUCGAGCCUGCAGCAGAUCUCGCAGUGAUUAUCGUUCCUAUCGUCGUCGUCAUCAUCCUCUGUCUGGUCAUAGUGGCUGUCUACAUGGUACGAAAAAGGAAGAGGAGAAGAAAAGCCAACAUUGAGAGCAGGUUUCAAGAAGAAGUUCCCUUGAUGGACAAGUUUGGGGCAGAAGCUGCCAGACCGGUGCUUGGUGUGGCUCAACAUAACCCAGAAUCAGAUCCAUUGGGGCAAAAGAUAAACAACACAAGAACCCUGUUUGUGGAAACUGAAAGCUUCAAGAAAGUGGGAGAGAUGCUGGAUACGUUCCAUCAUGUGACAAUCAGUGGAGCUCCUGGAGCAGGUAAAACAUCCAUGGCCCUGAUGUUGGGAGCUGAAUACAGGAGACAGGGGUUUGAGCUGGUACUGGUUGAGGAUCUUGAUAACGUGCAGCUAUCUGACUGGCAGGGCGAUGGCAAAGACGUAUGUCUGAUAUUUGAUGACAUAUUUCGGAUGGCCGGGCCAUAUUUGGAUGUGCUUCGUCUAACGCAUCUUCUGUAUGAGCUCCAUAUGCAUCUAACACAGUGUAAGAAUUUGCCUGAAGGGCGAUAUGAGAGUUACCAACAGGAGUCGGGAGAGAAAGGAAGGAGAGACAACCAGUCAAACAUGUAUCUCAUAUUCACCUCAGAAUCCACCAUCCUAGAACGUGCAAUGUCAAAACUGGAAGGCCAGACAUUCAGGUUUUUCAACAGUUGUACAAUAGCAGACUUGACCAAAACAAAGUCAUUGUCCUGCACAGAUGAGGAGAAGAAUAAAAUAUGGCUGAAACACAAAUCCCAUUACAAAUAUAAAGCAAAAGUCGAUGCGAUCGGACUUACUGCAAGCGAAAAACACGCUAUUGGAUUUCCUCUAGUAUGCAGGCUUUUAUCUAGUUAUGCUGCCUUUCAUGAGAAUCAUAAAAACAUCUUGGUUAAUCCUGUAUCGACACUAAAUGAUGAAUUUCAGGAGAUCAUCAGUCGGCGGGAUGACCAGUCAGCUGCUCUGAUCCUGGUGCUCCUGUGUGACGGGCAGCUGAACAUUGGUCAGUUGGAGACAGAAUCUGACCCAGGCCUAGAGACUCACCUCCAGGCAGUGCUGACUCUUGUGCCAACAUCAACCAACCAUAGUGUAGCUAAAGCUGUCAGGAGUCUUUGUGGUUCAUUGUUGACUGAAGGAAACAUAACAACAUUUUCCCAUUCUGUGAUUUAUGAUGUCUGUGUUUCAGUCUUAUACAGCACUGAACCUGAAUUUGUUCGUGAACAUUUCAGCAUCCAGUUUCUCAUGAAACAUGUGCAGGAUCCGCAAAUCGACAUGAUAAUUCCUGUCAAUGAACACCAUCUAAUCAUUCCUUUCUCAGACGCAUACAGUGGAACACUGGUGGACAGGAUGGUUCACUUUCUUGUCAAUGGUGGAGCUUUAAACAAAUACAUUAUGUACCCUAUAUGGAAAAGAACAGAAGUAGCUGACAGAUUAUCUCAAAUGAUCAACAAUACAACUUUUCUGUCAGAUUAUGCCAAGCACAACAUUUUCUGUUACGCCUGCUUCACUUGGAACAAAUCAAUUAUGAAAACGCUCCUUCCCCACUGUGACAUCAAUAGGCCUGGUUUGAAUGGCUGGACACCUGUUAUACAUGCAGUUGUCUCUGGACAGAAGGAAAGUAUAGAAUAUCUCAUGGGUCAUACAGAUGCUGCAAAACUAAGUGGCGCCAACAAAGACAGCUUGCUACAUGUAGCUAGUGAAUACAGGACAGCUUCAGUUGUAGAUUACCUGCUGAAUGACCUGAAAUGUGAUAUCUACAGUCGGGGAGCAGACGGCUGGACACCAGUCACGCGUGCAGUGUUCGCUUGGAAGAAGGAUGUAUUGGAGGUUUUUCUGAAACACAAAGGUUUACCAGCUUCCAUCAUCAAAACGGCUCUUCAUCUGGCAUGUGAGUGGGGAAAAUUUCCCCUAAUAGAAACUCUGGCUUCAUUGACAGAUGUUAAUUCUCCUGGUAAACAUGGCCAGACACCCAUAAUGUGUGCAGCAGCUUCAGGAAAGAAGGAAAUAUUCGACGUUCUUGUGUCACGGAAAGCUGACAUCAAUGUGAGAGAUGAUGACAACAACAGCCUCCUUCAUUUAGCAUGUGAGCCAGACGAUACGUCAAUUUUAAAGAAUCUACUUUCAAAGCUUGACAUCAACAUACCAGGACAACACGGCUGGACACCUGGAAUGAAGGCAGCAGUGACUGGAAGAAAGGAUGUAUAUGACCUGCUGGUGAAGGAGAAUGCAGAUCUUGAAGUGACUGAUGACCAUGGUAACAAUCUCCUCCAUCUUGCUUGCCACGGAGGAAAUGUCGCCAUUGUGAAGAACCUUCUCCCACAAUUUGAUAUCAACAGUCGUGGAGGCAAUGGGUUGACGCCGGUGAUGUAUGCGGUUGUCAAUGGACACGAGAUUCUGUUCCACUUGCUCGUGUCCGAAGGGGCGGAUCUCUCUCUAAGGGAUGACUACGACAACUCGGUAUUUCAUUUAGGAUGUCUGGGAGGAAAUAGAGCCAUAGUGAAGGAUCUACUGCAAAAGGCUGAUUUGAACAGUCAGGGAAACCUUGGGAGAACAGGUGUUAUGAAGGCGGCUUGGGCAGGCAAUGCUGAGGUUUUCAAACUUCUUGUGUCAAAGAACGCUGACCUCAAAACACUUGAUGACAACAAAGAUACAAUACUUCACCUGUCCUGCCAGGGGGGUAAAAGCUCCAUUGUGGACUAUUUAAUAGGGGAAGGUUCUGACAUAAAUUGUCGUGGAAAAUAUGGCUGGACAGCGGUGAUGAAUGCAGCCUGGUGUGGAAAGAAAGCUGCUUUUCAUCUACUGUAUUCAGGUUUCCAUGUCUGUAAACAAUGUGUACCGUGACACAGUACUUCACCUGGCGUGUGAAGGAGGAAAUAUUCCCAUUGUACAAUCACUUCUGUCAACAUUCGAUGUCAACAUUCGGGGAAAAAAUGGCCGAACUCCAGUAAUGGCUGCAGCAUGGGCUGGGAAGAAUGAAGUGAUCGACCUUCUGAUGACAAUGAAUCCUGACCUCAAACUGAUUGAUGACUACAGCAACAACAUUCUCCAUCUUGCAUGCCGGGGUGGAAAUACAUUAGUUAUUGAGUUUCUCCUGCCGCAUUUUGACAUAACCGUUCCUGGAGAAGAUGGAUUUACACCAUUAAUGAUGGCAGCUCUCAGUGGGAAGAAGGAGGCGUAUGAUCUGCAUGCAACAGGAAAGGGCGCUAAAUCAUUGCUUACCCCUAAGGGUGAUAAUGUUCUUCAUGCUGCUUGUCAAGGAGGAAAUCUAGCCAUUGUAAAGGAAGUGGUUGACAGCUUUGACAUCAACUGCAGAGGAAAGAAUGGCCAGACUCCUUUAAUGAGAGCAGUCUGCGGCGGCCACGUUGCUGUCUACAAAUACCUGGUGUCCCGUAGUGCUGACCGUGCUGACCGUACGCUGGUGGACAAAGACGGACACUCUCUUCUACAUCUUGCCAGUCGCCAUGGGCAGCUUGCUGUGUUGAAACACAUCUUUGAUGGCUUUGAUGUCAACACCCAGGACAACAUGGGCUUGACACCUGCCAUGACGGCAGUACUGUAUGGAAAAGCUGCAGUACUCAAAUACCUGAAAGAUAAAGGUACAGAUUUGUCAAUAGUUGACAACACAGGAGACGAUGUCCUUGAUCUCGCUCUUAAACUUGGGAGCAGACAAAUCAUAAAACAACUAGCCAGAAAACAUGAUAAGAAAGUGACACCAUGGAAUGAACUGAUGAAGUCUCUGGUAAGAGGGGAACUAACGUUCCUGAAGACCUACAGUCGGGGGAGUCCAGAUCUUGUCCAGAAAGACCAUUUUGGAGACACAUUACUCCACCUGGCCUGUCGCGGAGGCAACAGACACUGCGUGGAGUACCUGCUCCCGGACUAUGACAUCAAUGUCCAAGGUCGAUAUAACUGGACACCGGUGGUGAUGGCGGCUAUGUGUGGAAAUGAAGAUGUCCUCAAGCUGCUGGUGGAUCACAAAGCAGAGCUCUCUCAGGUCCCAGACACAGGAGAGGACAUCCUGACUCUAGCUCGCCGGAUGAACAAUACAGAAAUUAUCACAUACUUGGAAAAACUUGCAAGCAUGUGUACAAGCUCCUCAACUACGGACGGGACAGAUAGUGGCGGACAGAAAGCGUAACCUCACAGCAAAGAUGUCUCUAUCUUGUCUCAGACACAGAAGAGGAUAUCCUCACUCAAACUCGCCGAGGGAAUAACAAAGAAAUCAUCACGUGCUUGGAAGAAAAUGAGUGAAAUGAAAGUAUGGAACUUUCUAUCUUUUAAACAUAAAUAAUCAGCAUUGUAAAAGCUGUACCAUUACUGACAGGAAGGGUAGUAACAGACGUAAAGAAUGAAAUACUCGCCUGUGUAACAAGGUUGGCAGGUACAAAGCACAAAGCAUUUUUACGGAAGUCUUGAAAAUCCUACCCACCAAAUGUAACAUAUGUUACAAGCCACCAACUGUUUUCACUUUUCAAAUUAGGUAUCCUUAAACUAUAAAUGGACACGACAACAUCCUUGCCACAUCCAUAAGAAAAGCUAAAAGCAGACUCAACUGUACAAUUGUGACUAUGGGAUACGUAUAUACUUGUGUCAGUAGUAUUGCUGCUGUACGAUGGUCUAAACUUCGUUCUUAAUUAGGCCUUACUUUAACAAAAUAUGAAAAAUCUUAAUUGGCAGGUACAAAGCACAAACGCUUUUUCGGAAUUCUUGAAAAACCUACCCACUUCUUUUUCUUAAACUAAGAGCAUGGAACAUGUGAUUAUAAGUAAUCAGCAGUGUAAAAGCUUUACCACGGGACGGGUAGUGACGGACAGAAAGCGUAACUGAGCACAAAGUUACAUAUUUGUGCUCAAUGUUAAUAUGAAAAGAAAUUGUCCUGAAAAAAAACUAACAUCCUAUGAUCGUGCGUAAGCACACAGACAUUAUCCUUUGCGCUGUUUGGAGUGGACACAGCCUUACAGGAUGUGCGUCAAGAUGUUGCUGUAAUCAGUGAUCCACAUGUUAAGUAGCCAUUCUCCAUCCUUCACUCAUUACAUAAAUGUCAAAUUGUCGACCUUUAUUUCAGUCAACCCAUCCACAUCAUGAAUACAGACAAGCAAGAUGAAUAAUGUGUGCCUGUGAUGCAAUUGUAAAUAUGUUUCUUGAAUACUUGCUUCAACUUGUGACCCCGUGUAUUGUACAUAUGAUGAGAGUGAGUGAAGUUUAAUUUUUACGUCAUUUUUAGCAACAUUCCAUCCAUCACUAUCACGAUGGGGGACACCAGAAAUGGGCUUUACAUAUCGUAGCCAUGUGGUAAUUCCAACUUGGACCUUCUCCGUGACGAGGGAACACAAAAUACUCGAAAUGGUCAUACAAUACAGACCCGUGGGGAUCAGUAACCCACGCUUGUCGAAAGAGGUGACUAAUGGGAUCAGGUGAUCGGGCUCGCUGACUUGGUUGACACAUGUCAUUGUAUACCAACUGAGAAGAUUGCUGCUCGUGCUGUUGAUGGCUGGAUUGUCUGGUCCAAACUCUAUUAUUUAGAUACCGCUCAUAUGGCUGGAAUAUAGCUGUGUGCACCAAUUAACCAACCAAGGCAUCAUGCAAUACAUUCUUGUACAGUUUUUGCCGCUUUACAAUCGAAGAAAAGGGAGGUAGCAGUGAUAUUAAUGUAUGAUUAUGCAGUGUGAAUGUUGAUGUAUAUGUAUUCACACAGUCAGCAGAAGUCGUAUUUAUUACUUUUAUCAGUGUCAGCAGCAUACAGUCAUGUGUUUAUCAUUAAAGUUAAAGAGUGGCAAAUGAAAAUAGAUGUGGAUGAAGUGAUGACGUAUCAGAUGAAGUGACGGAAUGCGUGGAACGUAACCUGGCCGUGAUUCGUCGCAGGGUUAUUUAAGAUGUGUUUUGUGAUGGUGGUGAUUUCAGCCAGUUUGCAAGCUGGCUGACUGAUGCCUCGAAGAUUCUGCUUUGUAAUUACUAUAUCACUGUUAUGGUAGUAGUUGUGUUGAUAUGACGAAUGACUGAGACCGUUGGAACUCAUUAUACAGUCAACAGUCUAACGGUAAUGCGUCAAACAUAAAUACAUGGUCCCAGCGCAUUCCAUCAUUUCUGCGUUAUUGUUUGGUUAUACUAAACGACAGAUCAUUAUUUUAUUAGCUUCCUUGAGCCUCGACACAGCGGUGUUUAACUGUACACACAAGAAACACAAUUUGGUAUACAUUAAAAAACGUGUAACGGUUGAAGAGAGGUAAAGAACAACAUUUAUAUAAUCUUUAGGUUUUUCUUCCUAUACUCAACCCCCUGUGUGACUUUGUAUGAGUGGCAUUCUACAAGUUGGUGGUAUAGAGAUGACAAGACUUUAUUAAUGAUCAACUUCUUUAUUUUGACAAUGGCGACGGUUCGGUAUAGAUUCUUAUACCGUUGUCAAGCAUAUGGGGGUAUGGAGGAGUACACCAGUUUAUAUACAAGACAAGAUAAAGAGAUAACAACAACAAGGGUGGGGAACAAAGCAUCAAAGAAAGUUACAUGAUGAGCUACAAUAGCAGGAUGAUGAGCUACAAUAGCAGGAUGAUGAGCUACAAUAGCAGGAUGAUGAGCUACAAUAGCAGGAUGAUGAACUGAGAUAACAUGAAUGAGAUGAGUGGGAAUACCGUGACAACUAGUGACUGUAAGUUUAUUAGGCAGAAGCCAAGGUGGUGGGGGGUUAAUUAGUGGGAAACCAGUGGUGAGGGAUGUCAGAUAGACAGGUGAUGAGAAGACAGGGUGGGUCGAGUGGAUAAUUAUUUGUGGACUAGGUGGUUGUAAGCUGAUGGGAUGUAAUAGCCCUGAUCCCUGUUAAUAGAGAGGAUAAAACUGCGUAUUUGUAAUGCCUCGGUCAAUUUACGUUGAGUGUAAUCAUGUUUGUUGUUUUUAAGUGUUUUGACAGUGUCCCAGUUGAUGCUGUGUUGAGGAAAUUUGGCGAUGUGUUCCGAAAUGGCUGUUUUUUGUGUCUGCAUUGUUUGUGGAUGUUAAUCAUCCAUACAGUCUUGUCAUCCCCUGUGUGACUUGUCAUCCCCUGUGUGACAUGUGAUUUUUGUCACGUUGUGUAAAGACGGACCACGUAAAAUAAUCAGUGUGACUAUGAUCAAAGAGAGUCUUAUGCCAACCCACUACUAGACAGUUUGUUUAUGUUGGCUUGUGUUACGUAGCUACAGUGAAGCCAUAAAACCUGCUGGGGUAUCAUACCCUGUCACGUUAUCACUACGUAAAAUGAUCAGUGUGACUAUCACGGGGGACAAACAGAGUCAACCCAUCACUGAACAUUGUGUUCAUGUUGGCUAGUGUUACGUACAACCACCAGUAUUAGGCAGAUAAAGUGAAGCCAUGAAUCCUGCCUAGGUAUCAUGCAGUUAGAGUAGUACCGUUUGCCCGAUGGUAUCUUAUAAACAGUUUUAAGCAGUUCUUAGAGUAUUUUUGUUAUAAUAUGUACGUUAAAAUAGUGUUUAAAUAUAGCAUCGCAAUCAACAGGGUACACCUGUAUACAUGUGUAAACAUGAUCUCGCCGAUCUAUGGCUGAAAUAUAGCCGAGAUGAUGUUAAGUCUGUGGGAAAAGUGUAGAGGAACGAAUUUACAGUCAGUUUGGUUUGGUGCUGUUUUGCUUUUGGGGGUCACAGAUGCGUGGGUGAACAAUUCUAUUGAUUCACUGAUAUCCAGGUAAAAGGGUAAAGCACUUACUGCAAAUGUGCUGUAUGAAUUGUGUGGACGAUUCGGUUGUUGAUCAUGAAUAAACGGACUUACAUGUCAGCUGAAUGUACUAAAUGCAACAUGUAACUGAGUUUGUCACUUGAGCCUUUUCACACGUUAUAUGAAAUCACGUACUUCAGCUUAAAACUAUUAUGCAAUAAAAUACAAUUUUCUCCA
Molecule: messenger RNA, 8326 nt
Organism: Haliotis rubra (blacklip abalone)
Lineage: Eukaryota; Metazoa; Mollusca; Gastropoda; Lepetellida; Haliotidae
Exons: 8
Coding region: 29-3292 (1087 amino acids)
Molecular function (GO): protein binding
Source: RefSeq, a predicted model, not a curated record